This is a messenger RNA of Suillus clintonianus, 1142 nucleotides long. RefSeq lists its product as uncharacterized. Gene Ontology annotation, molecular function: guanyl-nucleotide exchange factor activity; small GTPase binding. Gene Ontology annotation, cellular component: cytoplasm; plasma membrane. The transcript has 4 exons. Bases 1 to 801 code for a protein of 266 amino acids. Gene Ontology annotation, biological process: small GTPase-mediated signal transduction. NCBI's taxonomy places the organism in Eukaryota, Fungi, Basidiomycota, Agaricomycetes, Boletales, Suillaceae. The record is from RefSeq and is a predicted model, not a curated record.
AUGUCCACUAUCACAGAGGGCUCUACAGAUGAGAGUGGCGUACGCAGGGAUGUCGUCUCCCUCGAAGUUGGCGAUGAGGUCUACGCAUUUGAAAAGUAUACCCAAGAGGAAACCAAGCAGAUGAUAUAUGGUACAGAGGUCUGCACUUCCCACCUUCCACCAGUUACCUGGUCUACAUCAUCGGACCCAACUUCAUCUUCAUCCGCCAAACCAGUCAAAACCGAGGAGCCGGAGCAGGUCUUCAUCGGAAUAUUUCCCGCAUCUUUGUCCGUGAUGAGCUCAGAUGCCGAAGGACGUCUGCCAGAUCUCACUACCUUGCUCAAUGGAAGUGUGAGCGUGCAAACUCAGGCCCAGAACCCCCUCGCGAGCACAGAGAAAGAACAGGGAAACCAGGCCAAGUCCACUCGCGCUGCCCUUGUCGUAUAUCCCGCCAGCAUACGCUCAGUGCAAGAAUCCGAGAACAUAAAGCCCCUUCCUCCACGUCCGUCCCUAAAAUCAGGUGAUGAUACAGCCUCGGGCACGAUGCAACCCAUCAUCGACGAGAUUGCCAGUGCCCUUCGAGAAUGGCAUAGCAUGACGUUCCAGCACCUCGCCAGGUGCGAUUACAAACUCUUUCAUACAGUCCGCGAGCAUAUUGAAGUGCUCCGCCUUGGACGAAGACAGUUGUUGCUGCAGACAUCCAGCGCAGAGGAGACAAUUAGUCUGAGGAGGGACUGCUUCGCCCGCUUGGUGAGCGGUAAUGCAGUGCAGGAGCUUGAUAUCAUCGUUCGCCAUCCGACAUGGGGUGCACGGUGGAUGUAGAGGGCGAGAUCGACCCUCGCAGCUGGGUCAGCGCUGUCAGGAUGUAUGCUAUGCAAACUUCCCUCGCAUAUAUGAAUGUCCCUCUGGACAACUCAUCCAAGCUCACCAUCGGACCCACCCAGUUCUUCACGAUACCCAAACCCACUCCUGCACACUCUGCAUUCCUUGAUAUAUCUCGAAACCAACGAUGUCACGCCAGGUCGGUUCACUGGGUCCCUACCAGUCCGAGAAAUCAACCGCAGCUAAAUUCUACCACAUUUUCCUCGACGUCCGGGCCUUUGUUGCAACUCCUUGUGUACCAGGCGAGACGGCCGAGCACUUCUUCUGGUCUACAAGCGCUC